AUGAAUGAAAAGAGGCGAGAAAAAAGGGCGAGGAACAAGGCGGGUAAGCGAGAAAUUGGGGAAAAAGGCGAGAAAAAAGGCGAGGAAAGAGGCGAGAAAGUGAGAGUAAAAAGGGGAGAAAGCGAGGAAAAUUGUCCUCGCUUUCUCGCCUAUUUCCUCGCUUUCUCGCCUUUUCCUCCAUUUCUCGCCUUUUUCCUCCGUUUCUCGCCUUUUUCCUCUCACUUUCUCGCCUCUUUCCUCGCCGGGCGAGAAAUAGAGAAAAAGGGCGAGAAAGGCGAGGAAAAAGGCAAGGAAAAGAGCGAGGAAAAAGGCGAGGAAAAAGGCGAGAAAGAUAGAAAAAGGGCGAGGAAAAAGGCGAGGAAAAGGGCGAGGAAAAAGGGGAGGAAAAAGGCAAGAAAGCAAGGUCAAGAUGUCUAUGUAGUUAUGGAUUUUAAAUCGAGUAGUGAGAAAAUCAAUUCAGCAAUAGCUACCCUGAAACACGAACUGACAUUAAUGCGAGACCAAGAUUUACAGCUAUUAAAACAGUUAAUACAUAUUCACGAAACCAUAAGAAAGUUGAGUAAAACAAGGGGAGGUACACCUCGGCGGCCAGUUUCCUGUUCUUCCAGAGGGUUGAAUCUGUCAAAUGGUUAUAUGAAUGGCAGAAGACCACCUUUAGUCAGACAACAAUCCGAACCUUAUUUUUGUGCCGAAACAGGGUAUUAUCGCGGCGUGUCAACUUCUAGUACAGACGAGUAUUUUGAUUUUCCGGAUGAUGGUUUGAGUUCCGAAAGUGAAUUUGACGACAGUAUAUCAUCAAUAAAAUCCUUGAAACAUGUAGAAAGAUUACGGACAAGAUCGGUAUCAUUAAUAGCAACGGUACCUUUAAACUGUGAUGAACUGUCAUCUAAUGCAUGUUACAGUGACAUAUUAGAGAAAAAUAUAAAAUUAUGGAAAUUAUCACAGUCCUUGGAUAAAGAUUCAGUAUUUGAUGACGAUACAUUUAUUAUUGCCGAAUCUGAUGAAGAUAGAUAGUGCUUAAUUAUUUUAUCGUAUGAAGCAUGUUAAAAUAUGUGACGUCCUUUGUCUAACAUGUAACUCACUUUAUACCGGGAACUUCCAAAAGUACGCAUUUAGAAAACAUCAUUAUUAUGGAGAGUAAUCCCAAGUGAGGGCCUAAGAUGAUUUAUAACGAGACGUUAUCAGAAGAAGGUAAUCUUAUUGCAAUCUGCGUACAUUGUUAAUCCGGUGGUUUUUUUUUUAACAAUUAAGCUGUUGUCAUCUCUGCUUAAAAGCCUUUCCAUACUUGUAUCCAUCGACAUUAAUGGUCCAGUUUUACCGAUGGGUAAAAAAUAGACUUUUAUCAGUAACAGUGGGAUUUGGAAGAAAUACCAAAGUCUUGUAUUAGUGAAAUUUUUUCAGUAAAAUAAAAUGGAUUUGUAUUGGUG
Lottia gigantea (owl limpet) is the source of this 1427-nucleotide messenger RNA. RefSeq lists its product as hypothetical. The transcript is spliced from 4 exons. NCBI's taxonomy places the organism in Eukaryota, Metazoa, Mollusca, Gastropoda, Lottiidae. The record is from RefSeq and is a predicted model, not a curated record. The coding region runs from base 1 to 1014 and encodes 337 amino acids.